Kwoniella botswanensis is the source of this 1266-nucleotide messenger RNA. RefSeq lists its product as uncharacterized. NCBI's taxonomy places the organism in Eukaryota, Fungi, Basidiomycota, Tremellomycetes, Tremellales, Cryptococcaceae. Bases 1 to 1266 code for a protein of 421 amino acids. The transcript has 11 exons. The record is from RefSeq and is a predicted model, not a curated record.
AUGCUCGGCUUCCCCACUUUAUUCGGUGUAGCCGCUUUGUUAGCAGGUGUAUCUGCCGGUGAUCCCUUCUUCAUCGUCCAGCACGGUACUGCUACUUUUACUACUCGAGUAGACCCCAUCGUCAACCCAGGAACUAUUUCCACCCAUGUACAUACCGUCGUAGGAUCAUCUUCUUUCAAAAAUGAAUAUACGUACGAGAACAAUCGAAAUGGAAAAUGUACCACUGCCAACGUCAUCGAGGAUAAAAGUAAUUACUGGGCACCUCAACUAUACCAUAAAUACGAUAAUGGUACUUUUGAGCUGGUCCGAAUGAACAGGGUCAACACAUCCGGCCCAGACGAAGAAGUCCACGAGUUCCCCGAGGGUUUCAAAAUGUUAGCGGGCAGUUCCAAGCGAUCGACCUAUGACGACAACGAUUAUACCAAUAAGGCAAUCAGUUAUACCUGUUUGGAUUAUAGUGGACCUGGUAAACCAGAUACUCGCGAGUUCCCCGAAUAUAGUUGUCCUCAAGAUCUACGAGCUAACAUCUUCUUCCCAAACUGUUGGGACGGUGUGAACAACUGGUUAGAAGGUAGUAAACAUGUUGCCUAUCCCGCUUCGGGAGGUUUUGAUUCAGGUGGUCCAUGUCCUGCUACUCACCCUAAGAGAAUUAUGAGCUUGUUCUAUGAGUUCCACUUCUCAGACAAAUACGAAUAUAAGGCUGGUGCGAGAGUUUGGGCCAAUGGUGAUGAUGUCGGUUAUUCUUCUCAUGGUGACUUCACCAACGGUUGGCCUACUGGACUCUUCCCUAAGGUGUUUGAAGCUGGCUCCUCAUGCGAUGUAGGAUUCUCAAUUGAAAAAUGUCCAGUCCUCGAACCAAUCUUCACUGGCGGUGGUGGCGAUACUUGUACGCCUGAUGAUCCAAGUGUAAUCAUCGAUGAGGAAGUAGGAGAGAAUGGACUUCUCACUGCCCUGCCAGGAAACAACCCAUUAUGGUCUGCCAACGGUGCUCCCGCUACCAACAACGCCUCUUCUUUUUCUUCCGUCAACUCCACUACACCGUCGACUUCUGCUUCCGCAGCUUCCUCCGCUACUUCUAAGGUCCCUACUACUUCUUCCGCUACCCUUCUCGUCACACCAAUCGGAGCUAUUCAAUCUUCUGCUCCGAGCUCUACUUCGUCCUCUAGCGUCAUCGGGGAGAUCCACUUGAGUCCUACACCUACUGAAGGUGCUUCGGCCGGUGGUCAAUGCAAAGCGAAGAAGAGGAGACUUUCAGCUCAGUUCUAA